This is a messenger RNA of Magallana angulata, 2133 nucleotides long. RefSeq lists its product as uncharacterized. The record is from RefSeq and is a predicted model, not a curated record. NCBI's taxonomy places the organism in Eukaryota, Metazoa, Mollusca, Bivalvia, Ostreida, Ostreidae. The coding region runs from base 253 to 1764 and encodes 503 amino acids. The transcript is spliced from 2 exons.
AAUUCCAGAGAAAGCCCUUUCAGGUGAUCUGUGAACUCAGUGUAGGAAUAUUAUUUUAAACUCUCGGGAGUGGAAAAACACUGCAAUCGUGCAAAUGAUAAUCAUUAGUAUUUCGCAAAUUGCAUUGUAUUGCAAAACAGAAAAUGUAAAUAUUGACCAGGGUAUCCCCAGAGACCAGCCGUGUACAUUUAACUUGAUGACGACCAAUCUAAUAGCCAUUGACGAAGUUUGUGCAAAAAGACUAGAAUCGAUAUGGGUUGUUCUGCCAGCACCGAGGUGAGAGCGGUGUCUCCCGAUUUUAAUGCAAGGCAGAGAGCGGGAAACCAGAACAACCCAGGCCCGACCCCGGGGCCUCAGCACAACACCCACCCAAACCAACAUCAACAAAACGAAAAUAAAAACCACGCAAACCAACAUCAACAAAACGAAAAUAAACACCACACAAACCACAUCAACAGCCAACAGCUCCACGAUCCUCCCCCUGCAUACAACCAAAUCCAGCAAAACCCUGCCCCCCAACACGUGGAACCAAGUACAGCGGAUCCCCUGCCGGAGGAUACCCCCAUGGAUGAAUCAAAGUCUUAUCUAAAGAUAAGGGCGCCUUUGACGCCCCUCAAUCCCAAUUCAGGCCUAGCGGUUGACAUGAUUCACUUUGAGGGACUAGAAUCGAAAAUAGCCAAAUCUAAUGCUAUAUUGAGUGAAGAAAGUAGUGAGAAUAUGCAGCAUAGACUUGCAGCGUACGGUGUCUAUGCGGAAAGUUAUAGCUUAAGAGAACUUAAUGAGCACAAUAAUGAAAAGGGAUUCGUAGAUUUGUUAAGUUUCCAUGACGAUGCUAUUUCUAUGCCUGCUUUAUUUGAUCUAUGUAGCCCCUACACGUUCGCUAUCGAAAGAAAGAAAUUGCUAGAAUGUAACCCUGAUCUUCAAGAAUCUGAUUAUCCUUCAUGUUUGGAACAUCACCAUUUCGAAAGCCCCUUUUCUGGACCGUUCCUUAAUUUGCUCUAUGAUGGACUAGAUUGCAAAACGAUAGUUUUGUGCAUGAAAAAAUGUCGGGUGAGCAAGAUAAGAAUGGAUAAAAAAGAGGAAAUCGCAGACCUCAAACAGGAUAUCAAUGUCGUUAUGGAGGAAAUAUCAAGGAACGUUGAAGAGCUUGGUGAAAGUUUGCUCGAGUACAAAGACCAGCUCCAGCGCGCAUGUGCAAAAUAUAACGUCACUCUUGCUUCCACGGGUGAAAUAGAAGAAACGAAAGUUUCCGCUGAAGAUUUGAACGAAAAGGUAUUUCCACUUCCAGAUGUCUUUCAAAAAAAUCCUAAACUGUUUCGAAAAUGGGUUGAAACAUGGGAAAUUUUCGACACAAAAGGAGAUGGAUGGUAUUUCAAUUCGAAGCAGUGGGAACUGUUCGAAAAGGACAGCAGUGAGAUGAAGAUUGAUGACACGAAACUCCACCGUACAGAACUGGACGAUUCACCGCCUCUCGAUUUGUCCAUUGAGGGAGAAGCCGGGUGGGACGUGAUUCCGGUGGAUAUAGUUAAGAAUGACGUCACAACACCGCAGCAAGAGAAAACUUGGAAAAUUCGAGAGAAGCGAACGGACUUGAAUGAUCCGGUGGUUAUGGAGAAGAGACGCAUGGCUAUUGAGGAAUACUUCCAAAGGAUGUACGCAGAGAGGUUUACAUGGGCAUCUAAACGGGUGGUAGAAUAUAGAGGCUUUGCUGACAACUUGAUUAAAGGUGAACAAGAAUUUUUGGAGCUGUGUGAAAAAAGUUAGCUAGCUUCAAGACAAAAACUUGCACCAAAACACAUAACCUUAAAAUUUUACUUUUUGUAUGAAAAUAAAAUGUUGUUGGGAAGUAUAUGUUCAGUACGUGUUUUGGAUUUUAACUUUAAGGGAUAGCGUGUACCACAGGACUCCAGCCAAUUCUUCCUCAUGUCUUCUGUAGCUCUGUUUAGAGUGUAUUGUAUUAUUGUUUACAAAUAUUGGUAUUCGGUACUCACGUCUGUAAAGAACGCCUUUUUGGGGCAGUUUGCAUGAUUGUGGGUAUUUAGAGGAAUAAAUCAGUCGAUGAAGUAUACUAAAGACCAAAAGACGUUCUAUUUGAUCUAUGUUUACAGUGUCCGUUAAUAAAUAUAUGAAAAA